AUGGCGGAGUUACCUCUUCACAUCAUGGUGAACAUACUCUUGAGAUCACCAGUCAAGUCUCUGAUCCGUUUCAGGUUGGGAAUUCGAUUUAAUUCCCUACAGUUCGAGCCUCUACCAAAGACUAUUGUCUUAUGGAACCCAUCUACUAGACAAUGCAAUCAAUUACCACCAAAUCCUAACGUUUUGGAUUUUCUUGGUUGCUAUGGAUUUGGGUAUGACUCCUUUGCCGAUGACUACAAGAUAUUUGUUGUUUCUAUGCUCAAUCCCAACAUUGAGAUCGUGGUGGAUGUUUUCUCAUUGAAAUCCAAUAAAUGGAAAAGAAUUCAGGAAAAACAUCACACUAGGGUUGCGUACAUGUGUGCAACUGUUUUACAUGGGGCACUCCAUUGGCCAGCAAUUUCGAGAGAAGAAGAAGAUCUAUAUGUUAAGUUGAGGGUUGUAGGAGGAUGCCUUUGCAUACAGGGUUUUGAAGAUCCAAGUAAGAUGUGGGUUAUGAAAGAGUAUGGUGUUGACACAUUUUGGAGUAAGAUGGCUUCCCCAUAUAACAGUUGUAGGAAUAACUUGAAUGAAGAAUUCAAGUGUUACUUGUUACACACUCUGAAUAAUGAACAUUUGUUGUUGGACAACUAG
Vitis riparia (riverbank grape) is the source of this 630-nucleotide messenger RNA. Its product is annotated as F-box protein CPR1-like. The record is from RefSeq and is a predicted model, not a curated record. The coding region runs from base 1 to 630 and encodes 209 amino acids. Lineage: Eukaryota; Viridiplantae; Streptophyta; Magnoliopsida; Vitales; Vitaceae. The transcript is spliced from 4 exons.